GGGGUUCGGAGUGAUAUAGGAGCGGAGCAGUGUCAGUGACUGGCAGCACGCUGCACCACUGCACCACCACAACAGAACUCCAUCCUCUCCACAGAAAGCAUCAAGCCGUACACGCCCAUAGCACCCAAAGCAACAAAGCCGCAGUCCCCAGCGACAGAAGCAGCACCACACACGGCACAUCCUUUGUCGCGCCCUGCACCCAAGCCGCCCAAUCCGGCCUCGAGACAACAAAGACAAAGCCACGGCUCCUAGACAAAGACAAAGCGCCAUUCUUCGCAACCCACCCGCAUACGCUGAUGCCAGUGCCGGAAGCUAUAUCUGCCCACAAUCCAACAGCCUUUCUCUUUUCCAGCCAAUAUUUCACACUGUUGCAAAUCUUCACUGCUUCAUUGAAACCCCCCUACUUACUUAUCAGAUAUUGAUCUACAACUGUCAACAAGCACACUAAGUAACUGAAGCUCUAUAAUAAGCUCUUAGCAACUAUGCCGCCCCGCAAGUCCCACCACCAGAGCCAGCCGCGCAGGAAAUACCUAGCUAGAAGAGCCAAAGAGCGCGUACGCGGAUACGCACACGCAGGCGCCAGCCUCUCGCGCCGCAAUGACCCCUUACACGACGACGACGACGACGACGACGACGACAACAGCACGGCACCCGAAGUAGCCGACAACGAAACUCCAGACGCAGAGCCCAUCCCCCACGACGAGGGCAUUGGCAAAGCCCCCGAGCGCCUAGAUAUGCCAGGCCUGGAGUCGGCGCCGCCAGAACAGCCGGCCGCGCCCUCCCGCGCUGCCGUCCUCCUCCCUAUGCAGCACGCGCUGCAGACGUUGACGCAGCGGCUCGACACCCUGCACGCGCAGAUUGGGGCUGCGCCGACGCCGCUGGCUGCGCAUGCGUACUUGCCUUCUAUCUACGCGACGCUGCAGCGCCUCGACAUCUGGCAUGUAGCGAGCAUGCACGUUUUUGCGCGCGAGGGGUACGACAGCGAGGUGCUGGUGCGGCAGCGCGAGGAGUGGCGCCGGCAGGUCCUGCUGAUGCUGGGGAUGCUGAGACAGUGGGCUGUGGCGCAGGGUUUGUUGAUGCAGAGCGGGGAACGGGUCGUAUUUGAGGAGGAGAGGAAGGAGGUGCAGGAGGAGGGAGAAUGGUUGGAGGGCUUUUGUAGGUGGGUGAGGAAGGUUUGUGACUUUGGGGAGGAGGAGUGGGAGCGUUUGGUUGGGACGGACGAGUUGUUGGAUCAGGUUGAUAAGGUAUUCGGGGAUGAGCAUGAGGAUGAAGGGUAUGAGAAUGCAGAGGGGGUUGAGGAAGGAGAGGUUAUUAAGGUGAAAGACGGUAUUAAGGAAAAAGAGGGUGUCAAGGAAGCAGAGGGAGUUGAAGAAGUAGUAGUAAGUGAAGAAGUAGGAGUAGGCGGAGAGGUGGGAGUAGGUGAAGAGGAAGGGUAUGAUGAAGGUUUGGAGUGGGAUCCUCAGCUAUAUUCAGAGGAAGAGGAGGUUAUUGAUAAUAAACGGGAGGAUGAUGAAAAACAAGGGGUUCAGAAUGAAGUAGAGAAGGAGAAACUCAUAGCUGCGAAAGAGGAAGAAGUGUCUGAUUUUGAAUUGGAUUUAGAGCCGAACGAGUCCGAGGAAGAUUAAUGGAAUGAUGAAGCUGAGGAGGCGUAUUGAGCUGAGAUAGAAAUAAUGGAAAUUUGUUGUGUUUCCGGGUUGGUUCUGCGUUGACAC
This is a messenger RNA of Aplosporella prunicola CBS 121167, 1712 nucleotides long. RefSeq lists its product as uncharacterized. The record is from RefSeq and is a predicted model, not a curated record. The transcript has a single exon. The coding region runs from base 483 to 1625 and encodes 380 amino acids. Lineage: Eukaryota; Fungi; Ascomycota; Dothideomycetes; Botryosphaeriales; Aplosporellaceae.